Dermacentor andersoni is the source of this 942-nucleotide messenger RNA. RefSeq lists its product as uncharacterized. The record is from RefSeq and is a predicted model, not a curated record. Lineage: Eukaryota; Metazoa; Arthropoda; Arachnida; Ixodida; Ixodidae.
GGUCAUCUCCUCAAAGUUUUACGACAAAUUAUCAUCUGGAGCCUUCCUCGAGCACGUGCUAUCGCGCUGCACGCUGAGAGGUGAAAGAGGAAGAAGUAUAAACUGCGCUGGGUGCACGCGCGUAGUGCGAGCUGCGACCGGCAGGAGCGGAACAAUCUGUAUCGAACGUCUGCGACCUGCGGUGUGAUCGUCGUUCCCGACCAACAUGGACUCCGCUUCUGAUCCCAGUUCAUGGCACACACCGCAGCAACACCCCCUGUCUCCAACGCAGACAGGACGGAGCCCGCCGGUCAACGAGCCUCCGAGAGCGCCGCCGUCCACGCCGCCCUCAACGAGGUCGAAGAAGCACCGCGCCAAGCGGCGUCACCAACGCAUGCAGCGCAUUUCAAGCGCGAUCAAGUCGCCGUCCGGCACCGACGUCGCGAGCCCCAAACAAACCGAAGAACAGGGCGAGAGUAAGCCAGUCUCAACUGAAGAGAGGGUGGCCAGCAGCGCCGUCGAGUCACAACAAGCCGCCGGUACCGAGGCGCCUCCACAGGUGCCCGUCAACGCACAGCUGCAGAACGCGGACGACGAGAGCUCGUAUGUGAAUGUAACCCCGCCCUUCAAGCCGGUGGCCGUAGUCCCGGGGUGGCAAACGCCCCUCAAGCAAGCGCGUCGCUUGCUUCAUGGCGCCCUGAGGAGCAGGGAGAAGGAGGUCGCCGAGUCCGCUUUACAGAGGCGUGACAGUAAGCAUCCGGGCGAUCCCGGGACGGAGGUCAUGACUACAGGCCGCCGGAAGUCCUCCGUUCGAUGGCCACGCAGCGUCACUUCCCGGGGGUACCACAGACGGGGCCGCUACCGAACAUACAAAAAGGUGCUGCGGCUUCUCGAAGUUAUAUUUGAUGGAGUCAGAAUGACACCUAAACGUUGGGAUAAUUUCUAAAAUAAAGUCUUCCUGUU